This is a messenger RNA of Penicillium longicatenatum, 414 nucleotides long. RefSeq lists its product as uncharacterized. The record is from RefSeq and is a predicted model, not a curated record. The transcript has a single exon. Bases 1 to 414 code for a protein of 137 amino acids. Lineage: Eukaryota; Fungi; Ascomycota; Eurotiomycetes; Eurotiales; Aspergillaceae.
AUGCACUGCCCCGAAGCGGCUCAGCCUAUCGUCACCGUUCUUGGAACUGUUAUUGAACGCGGGGGUCAGCUAAACGAUGGCCCAACCCUAUUACACUAUCGUUUCCAAUCUACCGUUUACAACAGUUCGUCCCGAGCCCAUCACACAUUCCUUCUGACCGCAUAUUUCAAGAAUGGACAACGCUGGGCAAACUUUCCACCACUAAGCAUCAACGCUAGCAAUUUUCUAACUGGGCGUAUUUUUGGCGUCACUAAAGAGAAUCGCCAACUAGCUGUGAUUACGGACGAUAUACAUUUCCUUCCAACCAUAUCGCAGUCUCUGCCCCCAACCCCAUCUUCAACAACUGGUAAACGAAAACGCCAGGACCGCUGGUCCCAAAGGGCUAACGCUCGGUCUCCGUUCAAGUCUGCGUGA